AAAAAAAAUCAACAAUAGAUAUAUUUGGCGCGAGUAUUGGUGACGUGAUCAUGAAAAUUUUAUGAGUGCACAUUUUCGAUUAAUAAUUUCUAAACAAAAAUAGGUGUGAUGUGCCAGUAUUAAAAUCCUAUGACACAAGCUAACAUCUGGUGCAAAGACAAGAUUUAUUGGAUUAAAAAAAAAGAACCAAUAUUUUCGUUUGCCGCCAGUAUUGAGAAAGCAGAAAUCUUGUUGGUGAUUAAGGAAAAUUGUGUCCGCACCUAAAUGAGUGAUGUCAGACGCCACCAACCCGUCCGCUGGCAGCGGUCCAUCCACAGCGUCCACUACAACCUGCCUCGCCAGGAGACGGUCAUCACGAAGCCCCUCAAGAUGCCUUCCGAGCAGGAGAUCCAGGCUUACGAUAGGCAGGUAGCAGGGCACACUGCUACCAACGGGAAGAAGUACUUAGGUCUCCUGCAAUGCAACGAUGGUACGAUCCUGAAACCGAUCAUCAAAGAGUCCCAGCGCCGCGAGAUGGAGUUCUACGAGCGGGUCUCAUCAGCCACGGAGUCAGAUUUGGUGGAACUGAGUCGGCUGGUACCACGAUACGUGGGCAGUAGACAUUAUACGUAUAACGGACACCAACAGCAGUAUAUAGUGCUGGAAGACCUGACGCAGAAGAUGUUGGAGCCGUGCAUCAUGGAUGUUAAGAUUGGUCGACGUACAUGGGACCCGCUAGCCACCGAGGAGAAAAUAAAAAACGAACAAACAAAAUACGCGCUAUGCAAACAGGAAUACGCGUUCUGCAUUCCCGGCUUCCAGGUGUAUCGUCUGGCCACGGGACAGCUACACAAGUACGGCAAGGACUACGGCAAGAAGCUGCACGGCGAGAUGGUCAGAGAUGCACUGAAGAAAUACCUGAACGUGUCCGAAGGCGUGGUGUGCCGUGCUCUGUUGCUGCGGAUCCUCUCGUCUCUGUGGCAGAUACAGAAGUGGGCGCGAACGCAGCGCGCUGUCAAACUGUACAGCACCUCUCUAUUGCUUGUCUAUGACGCUGCCAAACUGAGGGAGUGUUGUGUGAAGGAGAAGAUCAUCCCCCAACCGAAAUCGAGCUGCCAGCCGCCGCUGCGCCGGCGCAGCUCCAUCCACUCCACGCACAGCCCCGCCGCCGGCGCCAGCUUCAGCGGGCAGCUCUCGCACGCGGGGCCCGUCUACAAGAAGGUCAGCCCCGUGCCCCUCGCCCCCCUCACACCCGCACUACUCCCCUUCACCCCCCCGACACCCAUAAACACCCCCUGGAACGACGUUCUAGAAAAACUCAACCACAAUCACUCGUUCGACCACAAUUACGAAGAUAAACUGUCCAAAAUGAAAAUGAACUUCAGAGCGACGUUAGACCAAAUGUCGAGCGAUACCCCCAACCCUAACCCCUGGGGGACCGUUAAGAUCAUAGACUUUGCGCACGCGUUCUUCAAUGAAGACGAUGACGCGACCACUGACGACAAUUUCAGCGAAGGCAUAGACAAUUUCGUCAAGAUUUUCGAGUCGUUUCUGAGGGAGACAAGCGAUCAAAUUAUUUGAUUUUUCGUUUUGUUCGUAUGUUGGUUAAAAAGGUUGUAUUAGAAAUUUAAUGUUCCUAUAAAGCUCAUUUUUUUAAAGUGUUGUCAUUGUGUUUUUUCAAGCAUUUCAAGUUGUAUUUAAAGAUUUAAUAAGAUAAAGUAUUAAUAAAAGAAUUUAGAGAUAAAAUAAUGAUGUUCAAUGAUCUCUAUAUCUUAGUAAUGACAAAAAUUGUGGUAGUGAUUUGCAAGAUAUACAUAUUUGUUAAUAAAUUGUUAUGUUUGAAUAAUUAUUGUAAAUUUUGUAAGAGGAUUAUUGUUAUCAAAAUGUUUAAGUGUUAAAAUAUUAUAUCUACAUUAUAAUUAAAGUUGUACUUGCUCAAAAUGAGAACAGUUACUUGAAGUUAAUAUUUUUCUAUACGAUAUGUUACUCCAUGUAAUAUAACACUAAGUAAUAAAUGUAUUAACUUUUAAAUCUUCUUAGAACAAUUAAAGUAUAUGCAUGCUGAAAAUUGAACCUUAUUGUCAUAGAUACGUAGUGCCAGUUGUUACUAUGAUUUAUUGAAAUUUCCCAUAUAUUAAAGUAUUGAAAUCACCUUAAUAAAACUAUAAUAAAUCUUAAUAAAACUAAUUAAGUAUUAUGCAGUAUGUAUUCAGCAAUGUACAUAGACAUUAAUAAUUUAAUAGACAAUUCCUCCUCUUAGUUAAGACGUCGCCCAGCUGUGGAUUUCAAGGCUAUACGUACCAUUCACAUCACGUCUAAAUCCCUUGCGGGAUAGACAUUGCCUUGGAAAUAUUGAAAGUCCUCAUUCAGCUGUCAAAGCGAUAAUUAAACAAAUUCAGGAUAUGAUAAUGUUAUAUUAAAAUAUAUUGUUCUUGUAUAAUUCUCUGAAACUUCUACGUUGUUAACCUAAAAUUUAAUAGUUGAUUGUAUGAACGUUUUUUAGUCAUUAAAAUAGUUAAGAAUGA
Molecule: messenger RNA, 2504 nt
Organism: Amyelois transitella
Lineage: Eukaryota; Metazoa; Arthropoda; Insecta; Lepidoptera; Pyralidae
Gene: Ipk2
Product: inositol polyphosphate multikinase
Exons: 6
Coding region: 265-1560 (431 amino acids)
Biological process (GO): inositol phosphate biosynthetic process
Cellular component (GO): nucleus; cytoplasm
Molecular function (GO): inositol-1,4,5-trisphosphate 3-kinase activity; inositol tetrakisphosphate kinase activity
Source: RefSeq, a predicted model, not a curated record